AUGGUCCUCGGCUGUGAUCACUGGAGACGGGAGGCGGCAGGCCUGGCAACCCCGGCCCCGCGCGGCCCCGCACACGCCACGUUAGGCCGUACCUGGCUCCUAGCGUCGCCGGCCGCGGAGCUCAGGAGGCGGCACCCACCGUCGGGGUCCCGGCUGGAGCUGGCGACCCAGGGGGAAUCGCAGAGUCCCGAAAGCCUGAAUUACACCUCUCUGUCAACAUCGUCAGAAGUGUAUAGGAUAGAGUUUAUAUUUCCAAAUGGAGACAAGUAUGAUGGUGACUGCACUAGAACACAAUCUGGGAGCUAUGAGAGAAACGGAAUGGGCAUCCAUACCACGCCUAACGGAAUUGUCUACACAGGAAGCUGGAAAGAUGACAAGAUGAAUGGCUUUGGAAGACUUGAGCAUUUUUCAGGAGCUGUGUAUGAAGGACAAUUCAAGGACAAUAUGUUUCAUGGACUGGGAACUUACACAUUCCCAUCUGGGGCAAAAUACACUGGAAAUUUCAAUGAAAAUAGAGUGGAAGGUGAGGGAGAAUACACCGAUAUCCAAGGCCUGCAGUGGAGCGGCACCUUCCACUUCACAGCGGCCCCUGGCCUGAGGCUGAAGCUGUACAUGUAGACCCGCUGCACUAGUGCUGAGGCGUGGCCCUGGAAGCUCCGGCGGAAGCGUCCCGCCCUGCCUGGUCUGUAAGCUCGCCAAUAAACUGCGCUCACCCGUGCUUCUCUGAA
This is a messenger RNA of Psammomys obesus (fat sand rat), 728 nucleotides long. RefSeq names its product MORN repeat containing 2 (gene Morn2). The record is from RefSeq and is a predicted model, not a curated record. NCBI's taxonomy places the organism in Eukaryota, Metazoa, Chordata, Mammalia, Rodentia, Muridae. Bases 1 to 618 code for a protein of 205 amino acids. The transcript has 6 exons.